UAUGAGACGCAGGUGGGGGAGCGAGGUACGCAGCUGUCGGGGGGCAGAAGCAGCGCGUGACAAUCGCGCGGGCGAUUUUGCGGAAUCCGCAGGUGGUGCUGCUGGACGAGGCGACGUCGGCUUUGGACGCGAAGAGCGAGCAGGCGGUGCAGGCUGCGCAUCAUGCGCUCAUGGGCGCACGCACCAUGCUCAUCGUCGCCCAUCGCCUCUCCGUGCGCCGCGCGCACUUCAUCGCUGUGCUGCAGCGAGGGCACGUCGUGCAGACCGGCUCGCACGAGGCUCCAUUCACCGCGGCCUUUGGUGUGUGAGGGAGCGCUGGAGCUGCGCGAGGUGUCCUUUGCCAACCUGGCUUGUGUAUCUCUAUGGGC
Messenger RNA from Closterium sp. Naga37s-1, 368 nucleotides. The record is from the annotation of a GenBank genome assembly. Lineage: Eukaryota; Viridiplantae; Streptophyta; Zygnematophyceae; Desmidiales; Closteriaceae.